CUUUGCACAAUCAUAUAAAGAUGAUGUCUUGAUAGAUACAUUCAAGUAACAAACCUUAGGAUGCCCAAUGGAAACCAAUACUUCAAGUUCGAUUGACGUCCCAAGGACGGAACAAGUUAGUAUUGAUGAUGAACAAAGAAUAAAAGUUGAAUGGUCAAAAGAUGAUCCUCAACAUCCAUUUAAUUGGUCAAAAAAGAAGAAAUGGUCAACUGCUCUUUGUGCUUUAUUAUUCAAUUCUUCAACCGCAUGUAAUGGAACGGCUUAUGCUGCUGCACGAAUUCAAGGUUCGAUGGGCGUAGGUGUUUCGCAAACGGUUUGGCUUUUGGGUAUGACUACGUAUUUGGUACCUUUAGCAACUGCACCUCUUCUUUUGGCACCAUUAACAGAACGUACAGGAAGAAGGCCAACAUGUGUGAUCGCGAUGAUCAUUUAUGUGGCAAUGUUUUUACCGCAAGCAUUGGUACCGAGAAUUGAUGCUAUCCUUGCUUCUAGAUUCGUUCAAGGUGCUGCAGGAUCAGUUGGAAAUACAAUGGUUUCCGCAACCUUGACGGACUUAUUUCCAAAAGAAGAAAGACUGAUCCCACUUGCGGUUGUGGUUUGGUGUGUUUUUGCAAGUCAAUCUAUCGGAUCAACCGGUUCAACUUGGACAGUACAUGAUAUGAAUUAUCAAUGGGUUUUUUGGUGGCUUGGAGCUGUUGCUUUGGGUUCACUUGUCGUGGUGAUUGUAUUUUUACCCGAAACAAGACAUACGAAAUUAUUACAAGCAAGAGCAAACGCACUUACUAAACAAACUGGAAUCAAACACUACAUUUAUCAAGGUCCAAUUCAAGCAAAGUCACAAUUUUGGGUGACAAUCGAAAGGAUGACAAGACCUUGCGUUUUCUUUUUUACCGAACCAAUCGUUGCAACUUUGGCACUUUGGGUUGGAUUCUUGUGGGGUGUUGUAUUUUUAUCAUUAGAAGGUAUUCCGAUCGCAAUGGAACCGUACGGAUGGAUAGAACCAAAGCGAACAUCAUUUUUGGCUUUAAUGGCUUUAGGCGCUUCUUUGGGUAUAGCAUGGCAACCUAUCUCAUUACGAAUUUAUCGUCGUGCAAAACAAAACAAUCAUGGCUUACCACCACCGCCCGAAAUACGAUUGACAUGGUGUACGAUAGCAGCAUGUAUGACAUGUGCUUCUUUAUUUUUGUAUUGUUGGACAGCUCGUGCUUCAAUUUCACCAGUUGUGCCAGCGAUCGGAAUGGUAGGAUUUUAUUGGGGCGUUUUUGAGAUUUAUCUUAGUACGUUGCUUUAUUUAGCAGAUGCAUAUGAAACCUAUGCUGCAAGUGGGAUAGCAUGUCAAGCAUUAAUGAGGAAUAUUUGUUCUGGAACAUUUCCUCUUUUUUCGACGCAAUUUUAUGAGAAACUUUCACCUCCUAUCGCAACAAGUAUCUGUGCAAGUUUAGCAGGUGUUUUAGGUAUUGCACCAUUUUUACUUAUUCGAUUUGGACCGAUGCUCAGAAAGAGAAGUGCUGUUGCUGUUCUUUUGCAAGCUGAUGAAGAUCAAAAGCAGAAAGAGACGGGAGAUGAGAAAGAAAAGGCUUAAGAUCAAAUUAACUGUAUAUUAAUAGAAUUCAUAUCAUAUCCAUUCAGUUCUGAUCGUU
Molecule: messenger RNA, 1640 nt
Organism: Meira miltonrushii
Lineage: Eukaryota; Fungi; Basidiomycota; Exobasidiomycetes; Exobasidiales; Brachybasidiaceae
Product: MFS general substrate transporter
Exons: 1
Coding region: 68-1582 (504 amino acids)
Biological process (GO): transmembrane transport
Molecular function (GO): transmembrane transporter activity
Source: RefSeq, a predicted model, not a curated record